Messenger RNA from Asparagus officinalis (garden asparagus), 1421 nucleotides. Its product is annotated as aldose 1-epimerase. The transcript is spliced from 5 exons. Gene Ontology annotation, biological process: glucose metabolic process; beta-D-galactose catabolic process via UDP-galactose, Leloir pathway. Gene Ontology annotation, molecular function: aldose 1-epimerase activity; carbohydrate binding. The record is from RefSeq and is a predicted model, not a curated record. Bases 116 to 1204 code for a protein of 362 amino acids. Lineage: Eukaryota; Viridiplantae; Streptophyta; Magnoliopsida; Asparagales; Asparagaceae.
CUCACAAAAAUUUCGCAACAACCCGAAUUCUCCAAAUCAUUUCCUCUCCCCCCAUCCUUUCUAUAAAUAUCUCCUUCUCCACUCAGUUUUCUUCAGCCUCUCCCUAUUCUUUGCCAUGGACAAAACCUCAGUCAUUUUCCUCUUCUCUCUCCUUCUACUGUCUUUCCUCGGAAGCUCCAUUGCUUCUCCAGGGAGACUCCAAGAGAAGAAGACAGCAGAGGCUUAUGAGAUCAAGAAGGGGAAGUUCUCUGUCAAGGUCUCAAAUUGGGGUGCUACCAUCCUCUCUGUUGUCCUCCCUGACUCACACGGGAAGCUGAGUGAUAUUGUUCUUGGGUAUGAAGGAUUGGGCCCAUAUGUUAAUGAUACUACAUACUUUGGAGCAUUGGUUGGCCGAGUUGCUAAUAGAAUUGCAGGAGCACGCUUCAUCCUAAAUGGAACUUCAUACAGAUUAUAUGCCAAUGAUGGGAAGAAUUGUCUUCAUGGUGGCCAUAGAGGAUUCAGUCAUAACUUAUGGACUGUAAUUGAGCAAGCUGGUGGUGAUUCUCCACACAUCAAAUUGCAUUACCACAGCUUUGAUGGGGAGCAAGGUUUCCCUGGUGCCCUCGAUGUGUAUGUAACCUACAAGAUCACAUCAGACUACGAGCUGAGCGUGUCCAUGGAAGCGAAGCCCCUCAACAAAGCCACACCGGUUAACCUCGCUCAGCACAGCUACUGGAAUCUUGGUGGCGACGGCAGCGGCACAAUCCUGCGCCACACCGUCCAGAUCUUCGCCUCCAAGAUCACCCCAGUCAACGACGAGCUCAUCCCAACGGGCGAGUUCACCUCGGUUACGGGAACUCCCUACGACUUCCUGGAGCCCAAGCAGGUGGGCGGUCGGAUUAAGCAAGUGAGGGGGGGCUACGAUAUCAAUUACGUGUUGGAUUCUCCGGUUCAGAUGGGACUGAGGGAAGUCGCGGUGGUCAGGUGUGAAGAGUCGGGGAGGACGAUGCAGCUGUGGGCGGACAAGCCCGGGGUACAGUUUUAUACUGGGAAUUUCUUGAAGGGCGUUGAGGGGAAGAACGGGCAUGUUUAUCCCCAGCACGCAGGAUUGUGUUUGGAGACUCAAGGGUUUCCUAAUUCUGUCAACCAGCCUAAUUUCCCUUCACAGAUUGUUAAGCCUGGGGAGGUCUACAGCCAUCAAAUGCUUUAUAAGUUCUCAUUCUGAUAAGAGGAGUUGAGCGGGAGGGGGCGGAGGAUUUUGAACCGUGUGCUUUUCUAUGGAAAUUUGAACUGUCCGUAUAUUGGAGUGUUGUUGCUAUGGCUGGCCUCUAUAAAGGCGGUUCAGUUGACAUAAUCUCUAAUUUGAAUUUGUUAAAUAUGCAAUGGGUGAUAACAUUAAAGGGUUUGUCGGUUCACUAUUAAGGGAAGUAAUUGUUUGUGAA